Pocillopora damicornis (cauliflower coral) is the source of this 1712-nucleotide messenger RNA. RefSeq lists its product as uncharacterized. NCBI's taxonomy places the organism in Eukaryota, Metazoa, Cnidaria, Anthozoa, Scleractinia, Pocilloporidae. The record is from RefSeq and is a predicted model, not a curated record.
CAUGGCCGCCAGCGGACCAACUGCUUGGUUCCAAACAUUAGUUAAUAUAAAGCCUAAAUCUCGCGGAGUUCAUAUCAUAACGGACGAAAUAGAAAGUAUACCGGAACUAAAGAAGUACAAGAUCGGACUGGCUCAUUUAUUGUUGCAACAUACAUCUGCAAGCAUAUGCGUGAAUGAAUGUUGGGAUUCCUCUGUCCGUAAGGAUAUGGAGAUGAUGCUUAAUCGUCUAGUUCCAGAAAGUGGUCCACCAUAUAAACACACUAUUGAGGGACCGGAUGAUAUGCCAGGACAUGUCAAAACAGCUCUUGUAGGACCAAGUGUAACACUUCCAAUAACAAAUGGAAAAUUGAAUCUUGGAACAUGGCAGGGAAUUUGGCUUUGUGAACAUCGGAAUCAUGCAGGGUCAAGAAAGAUUGUGGUGACUCUCCAAGGGGUGCAAUAGGGAAAAAUGUUCAACAGGCCAAGACACUUACCCUUUUCCACCAGUCCAGUCCAGAUACCUACUGACUUAACCUGUUAAAGGGUUCUUUCCCCAUAAAACUGGCAAGCAAAGAAAGUUUCAUCAAUUGAAAAAACUCCCUUUUGAGGUUCACCAAGCAGGUGGAGGUAAUUCUGAGCCAUGUUGAGAGUUCAGACAUCUUGAAGAAAUCAUAAAGUUUCCCAGAUUCUCCAAAAAUUGGACAGAUCAUAAAAUUGCCUAAUUAUUGAAGUAAUACAAAGUGAAAUUGUACAGGAUUUCAAGGGAAAGUCAGAGGUCAAAGUAUGAAAAAAAUUACUUACUAAUAGUAGGCUUCAUUUGGCAAACAACAAAGUUAUCUUCCCAAUCUUUUUCAUGUGUUCUCAAAUUGUGGCCUUUCAUAGUAAAGAAAAAAUUUUACAAAUACCUGGGAUAUGGAAAUGUUCCUAGAAUAUAUCAGACACUGCUUACAUGAGGCUACUCUUAGUAAACAAAAAUUUUUUGGAAUUUGUUUUUCUUUUAACUGCUCAGUAAAAACAUGGCUGGCUUUUGUACAGACAUUUACUUACAUGGAGCCCAACCAAAUUGAUUUACCAACACCAGAGGGUUAUAGGGCUUGCACUACCAUCCUUUCAGAUAGCUAGAUACUGAUGCACCCCUUAAAAGUACUCUUGUGUGCUUAGUUCGGUCAAAUCCAAGGUGGGGGGGGGGAGGGAGGGAGGAAGUUGGCAUAUUUUCAGCAUUUAACUGCUUGAAGGACAAUCCCCACCCCAGGACCAAAAAAAUUAGCAAUAUCAGAUCGUUGAUUCUUUCACCUUGAGCAAACGAUAUCCCUGUUAGCAUGGGAGUUGUUUCAUCUUUUGUCGGAGUAAUGGAUAUAAAUUAUGACGAUACAGUGAAACCUCUAUUACGCGGACACCCUCGAGAUCUAUACAAGUGUCCGCUUAAAUAGAGGUUUGUAAAAAUUAUGCAAUGUUUGUUAACGAUUAGCAUUCGACGGUUACUCUAUACUUGUCUGUUAUAAGUUCCAUGCUGUUAACGAAGCUAUCCUGUGAUCAAGUCCAAUAUCUUUCAUUACCUACUUUGUUGGUAAUAAUGCAAAAAGAUAACAGCAACGAUUGACUCUUUUGGAUUAAAUACAUGUAAUCGACUAUUUCAAGGACGCGAUCCCAUACACUUGUCAAUUCAGUCCGGUGUCCGCUUAACAAAGGUUUUUAACAAUAGAAAUCAGCUAAAUACAACUGAUUUUAGUGUG